Messenger RNA from Drosophila pseudoobscura, 2319 nucleotides. RefSeq names its product Smu1 spliceosomal factor (gene Smu1). The record is from RefSeq and is a predicted model, not a curated record. Lineage: Eukaryota; Metazoa; Arthropoda; Insecta; Diptera; Drosophilidae. The coding region runs from base 117 to 1646 and encodes 509 amino acids. The transcript has 5 exons. Gene Ontology annotation, cellular component: precatalytic spliceosome. Gene Ontology annotation, biological process: mRNA splicing, via spliceosome. Gene Ontology annotation, molecular function: protein binding.
CGGCGAAAUUAUCGCCCGCAAUUGUCAUCUCGAAGACGCAUUUUUGUCAAUAUUUUAAGAAAAUUGUAAAUAAAUAAGAAAAAGAGAUCUUAAGCGUACUUCUUUCCUUCAACAGCAUGUCUAUAGAAAUCGAAUCAGCCGACGUGAUUCGGCUUAUCCAGCAGUACCUGAAGGAGUCCAAUCUUAUGAAGACGCUGCAGACCCUGCAAGAGGAAACGGGUGUCUCCCUAAACACAGUGGACAGCGUCGAUGGUUUCGUCCAGGACAUCUCCAAUGGCCACUGGGACACGGUGCUGAAGGUGACGCAAUCCCUGAAGCUGCCCGACAAGAAACUGCUCAAUCUCUAUGAGCAAAUCGUGCUGGAGCUGAUAGAACUGCGGGAGCUGGGCGCAGCCCGUUCCCUGUUGCGGCAAACGGAUCCCAUGAGCAUGUUGAAGCAGCAAGAGCCCGAGCGGUAUAUUCAUUUAGAAAACAUGUUGCAGCGUGCAUACUUCGAUCCCCGUGAAGCGUAUGCGGAAGGCAGCAGCAAGGAGAAGCGCCGCACAGCCAUCUCACAAGAGCUGAGCGGUGAGGUGCAUGUGGUGCCCUCGUCCAGGCUCUUGGCCUUGCUGGGUCAAGCCCUUAAAUGGCAACAGCAUCAGGGACUCCUUCCUCCUGGUACCACGAUCGAUUUGUUCCGCGGCAAGGCGGCCAUGAAAGAUCAGGAGGAGGAAAUGUAUCCCACACAGCUGUUCCGGCAGAUCAAGUUCGGACAAAAGUCGCACGUGGAGUGCGCUCAGUUCUCGCCAGAUGGGCAGUACUUGAUAACCGGAAGUGUCGACGGAUUCCUGGAGGUGUGGAACUUCACGACUGGCAAAGUGCGAAAGGAUUUGAAGUACCAGGCGCAGGACCAGUUCAUGAUGAUGGAGCAGGCGGUUCUAGCCCUAAAUUUCUCGCGCGAUUCUGAAAUGGUGGCCUCUGGUGCCCAGGAUGGCCAGAUCAAAGUGUGGCGCAUCAUCACCGGCCAAUGCCUGCGAAAAUUUGAGAAGGCCCACACCAAGGGCAUUACCUGCCUGCAGUUCUCCCGCGAUAACAGCCAAGUGCUGAGUGCCUCCUUUGACUACACGGUGCGACUGCACGGCCUGAAGUCAGGCAAGAUGCUCAAAGAGUUCAAAGGCCACUCAUCCUUUGUCAACGAGGCCACAUUCACGCCCGACGGCCACAGCGUACUCAGCGCUUCCUCCGAUGGCACGGUCAAGGUGUGGUCCCUCAAAACCACAGAGUGCGUCGCCACCUACAAACCGCUGGGCAAUGAGCUGGCGGUCAACACUGUCCUCAUCCUGCCCAAGAAUCCCGAGCACUUCAUUGUCUGCAACAGAUCGAACACGGUGGUAAUCAUGAACAUGCAGGGCCAGAUUGUGCGAUCAUUCUCGUCGGGUAAGCGCGAGGGUGGAGCCUUUAUCUCGGCUACUCUUUCGCCGCGCGGCGAGUUCAUCUACUGUGCUGGCGAGGAUCAGGUGCUCUACUGUUUCUCCGUCUCCUCGGGUAAACUGGAACGUACUUUGAACGUUCAUGAAAAAGAUGUCAUUGGCCUGUCCCAUCAUCCGCACCAGAAUCUUCUGGCCAGCUACAGCGAGGAUGGACUGCUGAAGCUUUGGAAGCCAUAGAUCACCUAAGCGUUUGCCAAUUGACUUUCGUACCUAGUUUUAGUUCCAGAAAUACACCUACUGCCCCCGAUUACGAUUACUUUAAGUUUCGAGGUGUUUUCUUGGAUUUUCUUUUACCCUGCCCAUCCCCCACAUCAAUAUCUUCAAUCGUGUCUCUAUAUGAAACAAAUUGACUUUAAUUAAGCAUUAUGCAAAGCGACAACGAGCGCAGCCGUCUCCCAGGGCCCUAAUCCGCAGAGCACAGAGCUUGCUUCAAUUGCUGGCUCAGCGCUUAAAUUAGUUGAGAAACCACACUCAACGGGUUCACUUGACAGCCCCAGUCCCAGUGCCAGUCAGCAUGAAGAGCGACGAGAUCAUUGAUAAAAUACGCAACAAGCUGAAGGAGUCGGACCCUGGCCGCCGCACUGUGGUCAACACGUUUCAGUUCAACUUCACCGAUGUCGACGGCAAGCUAAUCAAGAGCAUGGGUGAGUGAGUGCUGGACCAUUGGCCAGACCACCGAUGACCCUCUCACUGUAGUCUUUGAUUUCAAAGCAUUGAACAUCUACGAGGGCAGUGCAGCCAGUGCCGAUGGACAGGUUACUAUAUCCGAUGAGGAUUUCUAUCUGGUCGGCACCAAACAGAAGACUUUCCAGCAGAUUUUACAGCAGGACAAGGCAAAAAUCGAGGGCGA